Messenger RNA from Rhipicephalus sanguineus (brown dog tick), 876 nucleotides. RefSeq names its product arylamine N-acetyltransferase. Lineage: Eukaryota; Metazoa; Arthropoda; Arachnida; Ixodida; Ixodidae. The record is from RefSeq and is a predicted model, not a curated record. The coding region runs from base 1 to 876 and encodes 291 amino acids. Gene Ontology annotation, molecular function: acetyltransferase activity. The transcript has a single exon.
AUGGAUGCGUUGACUGAACAACAAACAGAGGCCUACUUGGCACGUCUCGGCGUGCCCAGCAAAGAUUCUCACAGCGCCGACAUGGAUUCGCUCCGGACUCUCAUUGAGGCGCACCUGCAACACGUUACCUUCGAGAACAUCGACGUUAUGCUGGGCCGACCGAUAGCGCUGGAUGUCAACUCGCUGUUCGCCAAGAUAGUGGAGCGCGGCCGCGGUGGCUACUGCUUCGAGCUCAACUCCUUGUUCGCUCGCCUUCUACAAGCGCUGGGCUACCGGCUACGUCUGCGUAUGGCACGCGUUCGUUGGGGUCUCCUUCGAGAAGCACCGAUAACGCUUCAGCAGCACAUGGUGAUUAUAGUGGACAUCCCCGAGGGCGAGCACCUCGUCGACGUCGGUUUCGGUGUCGCCAACCCGUACCUUCCGCUGCCCCUCAACGAAACAAAAGAGAGCCCGGACCACCCUUACUGGCUGCGACAGCUUGGUGCUGAAUCCGACUGUGAACCUGGUACGCUUGAGCUUUGUAUCCGAGGCCGCGAUGAGUGGAUACCGAUGUACCGCAUCGAACCGCGAGAUCACAGCUGGCGGGACUGUGCUCCUCUGAACUGGUACACUUGCACAAAUCCCGAUUCCGUAAUGCGCCGUGUGCUCGCGGUGGCGCGCACUGAUGGAGAAGCGUGGCUCAGCUUGUUCAACGGUCGGUACAGGCGCCGUCUGCGUGUGGGUGGAAGUCACGCCAUGGAGAAUAGGAAUAUCAAGAACGUGGACGAGUUGCUGUCCCUGUUCCAGACUGAGUUCUGCCUUCGCCUCAGUCCUGAUGAUUUGGGGCGGCUGCGUAAUCGUUUGCCAACGAUUCUCUUCGAGGAACCUCACUUUUGA